GCACAGUCGAGUAUAUAAGGCUCGCCAUUUGGCUGGCAGAAGCACAUUCAGUAGCAUUCACUUCUCUGAUUCUAAGCAAACAUGAAAGCCGCAAUCAUUCUUAUCAGCCUGGCCAUGCUCAUCGCAGCCGUUUAUGUUACAGCUGAGUGCGAUCCCGAUGCCGAAGGUAUUCCAGACUGCGCAGAGCUCAGCGAUGCCGCUGGCACUACAUAUCGCAACAACUGGGAUCCUACUCAUUACUUCGAGUGCGACGGCUCAACGGUUGUUCGUGAGGCAUGUGGCCUUGGUACAGGAUACAUUGAAUCUUCCAAGACAUGCGUCAACUGGACUGUGUGGGAGUGGGAGCCAGUUUGCUAGAGAAUACAACUGAACGUCACAUGAAUAAAGAUUUUUAAUGAUUAUUACCAAAACAAA
Molecule: messenger RNA, 414 nt
Organism: Drosophila albomicans
Lineage: Eukaryota; Metazoa; Arthropoda; Insecta; Diptera; Drosophilidae
Exons: 2
Coding region: 82-357 (91 amino acids)
Molecular function (GO): chitin binding
Source: RefSeq, a predicted model, not a curated record